UGAAUAACCGGUUACCAGUUUUUAAUGCAUCUUUCAACACUACAGAACCCAGAAAAUUUCACUUUCAAUUCAUGUCUUUUAUGUAUUUUUUGGAUAUUCAGUAAUGAACUAGAAAUUUAAUUAUGAUGAAAUUUAACCAAAAACUGUUAAGUUACAUUAAAUUUUCUGGUCAUCGUAAUUAUCUGGUCACCUUGGAGUUGUGUUUAUCAAUUGUUUUCAUUCAUUCAGUGCUUUACUUUACUGGUUGACUUGAUGAAUUUCCCUUCUCAUAUAAACAACCUACAUCCUGCAUCUUUACUUUAUCAAUUGAUAUCGAUACUAACAACAUUCACGCCUGUUGAUCGGCUUUAUUUCCCUUGGCUUGUGUUUUAUAUUGUUUCCUUUGUUGGUUUUUUUGUGUUUCCUACCCGGUGCAACUGAAGAUAGAUUCUUCAAUCAAAAUGGAAAAUAUCAACCAAUAUAUGGAUGAACUUGCCAUCAUUGAGCAAGAUGUACAGAAAACGGGAGACAUUGGCUACAUGGUGAUUGACGAUGUCAUUGGUAAAUCUGAAGAAAAUUUACCAAUGUUUGCCAUGUCGGGAGGUGUUAAAGAGGAUUCUUCCGUCGCUGUUACAUUUCUUUAUCACCAGCAAGGUCAUUCAAUGAUGCUGUUUCUUGAUUCUCAGCAUAACGAGAAAGAUUACACCUGUGAUAAUAUCUUUUUAGAGCCAUUGUUAGAAACAUUAUUAUUCAUUUUCAUCAUAAUUGUUGGCUUAUCGGCACUUCUAUAUCUCUUCGUUAGAAGAAAAAGUAUUCCACCUUCAAAUUUCAAAUCGAUUGGCAAAAUAUGUUUUGACCCUAAACAAAUAAUCGGUUAUGGUUCAGCUGGUACCGUUGUAUAUAAAGGAUAUUUUGAAAACUCCCAACAAAUAGCUGUUAAAAGAGUAAUAAUUGACUAUUUUACUCUGGCUGAAAGAGAAAUAGAGCUUCUCCGAACUUUUCAACAUCAAAAUUUGAUUCGUUAUUUUGCUACUGAAUCUGACGAACUUUUUAAAUACAUUGGUAUCGAAUUAGCUCAUUAUUCCUUGGCUGAUUAUAUUGAAGGAACAAAUGAUCAGACAAUUGAUUUAGAUCCAAUUGAUAUUCUUUACCAAACUGGACUUGGUCUGGAGCAUCUUCAUUCAUUAAAUAUUGUUCACCGUGAUAUAAAACCACAAAAUAUUCUUAUAUCAAUGCCUUUAAAGCCCUCUCAAAAGAGAAAAAUUCUGAUAUCUGAUUUUGGUGUUAGUAAACAAAUUGCUUCUACAACAUCAAUGAGCGGAGAAUAUCUAGAAACAACUCAUAUUGUUCGAGGAACUGUUGGCUGGAUUGCUCCUGAGGUUAUUCAAAGUAAACUUGAUAGACAAGGCUCCAUAAAAUUUGCUAAACCUGUUGAUAUUUUUUCAUUUGGCUGCCUUUUCUAUUAUGUUAUGACCAAAGGUAAACAUCCGUUUGGUGAAUCAAUUGAAAGGCAAGCGAAUAUUUUGAAAGGGCGUUUCAAUUUGGAGCAUUUACCCGAUGAAGAAAACCUUUUAAAGACAAACAUAGUUGAAUCAAUGAUAGCCUUAAAGUCAACUGAACGACCAUCUAUCGAAGCUAUCUUGAAACAUCCUUUGUUUUGGACACCUGCUCGUCAAUUGGCUUUCUUUCAAGAUGUUUCAGAUAGAUUGGAGAAAGCAUCUCAUGAUUCUGAUCUAGUACAAUCACUAGAAAAAGGUGGAUUUGAUGUUGUAAAAGGAGACUGGCGUCGUCAUAUAACAGAAGAUUUGCAACACGAUCUUACUAAAUUUCGAAGUUAUCGAGGAAGCUCUGUGAGAGAUCUUUUAAGAGGUUUACGAAACAAGAAACAUCACUACCUUGAAUUAAAUCCAUCUUUGCAAAAAUCUCUGGGAGCGAUUCCAGAUGAAUUUGUUUCAUACUUUACCUCACGAUUUCCCAGACUGUUAAUUCAUUCGUAUAUUGCUAUGCAGGCUUUUCGAGAGGAGCGUAUUUUCAAAGAUUAUUAUGCUUCAAACAGUUGUUUCCCUCCCUUACCAAGAACCUGGAAAAGAUAUUUUGAAAGUAAUAAACCCAAAAAUGGGAAAACUUUCUCAUCAGAUGAAGAUGGUAGUCCUGUUGAAAAUGGUUCCAUCUAUAAAAAUUCAUUCUCUUCUAGUGAAAUAGGAAGUGAUAUUAAUGACAACAAUCCUAUUGAAUGUGACAAUUGGAGAUCAACCAAAUCAAAUGCAGGUGCUGAUCCAACUAAUCGAUUUUUUACUGACUUAAAAGGUAGAGAUAAAUUACCUGAAGGAUCAAUUGAAAUGGCAGCAACCUUGACUAAUUUAAAUGCCUGACGAUGUUAAUCUCUCAAUGUGUCAAAAAGUAAACAAAUAGAGAUAUGAUAUUUCAUCACUAUUUUCAUCACCUUGUGGCUGCGAAUGAAUUAUCGUUGGCAUAUUACUUAUUUUUCAUCAAUCAAAUAUUAAUCUUAAACCUUUUUUUGUUUUUCUUCUAAUUUAUUUUGGGUUAAGACAAACCUCUGGGCUUACACACGCAAACACAAAAACACAAAAUCCUUUUCUCUGUUUUUUUUCAAAGAGUCAAUUCUGUGCUCCUCUUUUCUCUUUGAUUUUUUAUACACUUGUAAAGAAAUGAAACACUAUUUAUAUUCAUCAGAGAAGAGGAUUACGUUCAAAACAAUAGGUAAAACGACCUAUUAAUAAAAUUUUAUAAAACUUUA
Molecule: messenger RNA, 2737 nt
Organism: Tetranychus urticae (two-spotted spider mite)
Lineage: Eukaryota; Metazoa; Arthropoda; Arachnida; Trombidiformes; Tetranychidae
Gene: Ire1
Product: serine/threonine-protein kinase/endoribonuclease Ire1
Biological process (GO): IRE1-mediated unfolded protein response; mRNA processing; intrinsic apoptotic signaling pathway in response to endoplasmic reticulum stress
Cellular component (GO): IRE1-TRAF2-ASK1 complex
Molecular function (GO): ATP binding; protein serine/threonine kinase activity; RNA endonuclease activity
Source: RefSeq, a predicted model, not a curated record